AUGUUUAAAUGGCGCCGCCGGCAGAAAUACCAGGAGGAUCAGCUGGAGCAGCAGCAUCAGCAGUUCGCGGUUACGCGCCCCCAUCACCCAGUCGGAGUUCCCAGAAAGUUUGACCCCGACGGCAACGUCCAACGGUUCCCCGGCAACACCAUCUUGUGCCACCUUUCUCCUUCGAGCGAGCUGUACGGCUCGAUGCAGCAGCUCUACGACAAGCUAGCCGCGAGCCCUCUGGCACACCUGUAUGCGCUGCUGCCGCCUCCGAGCUGGCACAUGACCGUGUUCGACGGCGUCUGCGACCAGGUGCGUGCGCCGGGCUCGUGGCCGCGCGACCUCGCCGCAGACGCGCCGCUGGAAGCCUGCACGGCGCGCUUUGCCGAGAAGCUCGCGGCGUUCGACCUGCAGUGCGGCCCGCCGCUCCGGCUGACAGCGACGGCCGUCACGUCGCAGCUAUUCGGCAUCUGCGUGAACCUCCGGCUACAGACGGCCGACGAGGAGUCCCGCUUCCGUACACUACGCGACCUCCUCGCCGACGCGCUGCAGAUCCGGCACCCGCACCACGCCAACUACGGCCUGCACCUGAGCAUGGCGUACUACCUGAGCUACCUCGACCAAGCGCAGGCAGACGAGAUCGCUACUCUGCUCGCAGACCACUUUCGCGACAUGCCCAAAGAGUUUGAGCUCGGCGCGCCAGAGUUCUGCACGUUCGAGAACAUGUCCCAGUUUGACCGGCUGUUCUACCUGAAGAACCAGGGUUGA
Molecule: messenger RNA, 756 nt
Organism: Lasiosphaeria miniovina
Lineage: Eukaryota; Fungi; Ascomycota; Sordariomycetes; Sordariales; Lasiosphaeriaceae
Product: RNA ligase/cyclic nucleotide phosphodiesterase
Exons: 1
Coding region: 1-756 (251 amino acids)
Source: RefSeq, a predicted model, not a curated record